Molecule: messenger RNA, 2561 nt
Organism: Cuscuta europaea
Lineage: Eukaryota; Viridiplantae; Streptophyta; Magnoliopsida; Solanales; Convolvulaceae
Source: the annotation of a GenBank genome assembly
GUCAAAACACAGCGGGCGAACCCUAAAUUCAUCUGUUGAACAGUGUACUGAUUUUUCUCAGCAUUUGUUGUCAAUUUCAAUCCAUUAGCUGUCAAAACUUCUUAAUUAUUACUACUUCGUACGCCAUUUGCAUUGAUCUUUUGAAAUACUCCGUAGCUUUUAAUGAUAAAAAUUCUGACUUGUCCCCAUUGUUUUCAACCGCGUCUGGCGGCACAAAACGCGGUGGCGCCCAUAGCUGUAAUAGUUUGAGGACGAAGAAGAAGCGGUGACGCACUUACCUUAUUUUGGAGUGAAAACGAAAAAACAUCUGAAAUUUUAUGGGCGGUCUGAAUCUGCCGAAACACAGCAAGCAUAUGUUUUUCGAGGUUCAUGGAAGCAUGGUCGAAUUCAAAAGAUGAAUCGACACUUUAUGAAGCUGAAAUAAACCAUACUUCAAAUUGGGGUUUUGAAUUUUUUUCUAUGCUAGGAGUAGAAGAUUGGGUUUUUGAUGGCUGUAAGAAGAAGCUCAGGGUCAUGUUUGACCAAAUACUAAUAUCCUUUCUUAAUGAUGUAUCUAAAAACAGAUGCUUUAGGCCUCUCCCCGUAAUGAAUGGCUGUGGGCAUGAAGUGGAUUUGUUCAAACUGUACAGUAUAGUUAGAAGAAUUGGUGGGUAUAAUUCUGUUUCUAAGGAAAACUUGUGGGGUUAUGUUUCAGAGCAAUGCGGGUUGGAUUUUAGGGAAAUGUCGUUUGUGAAGCUGAUUUACAUCAAGUAUUUGAAUGAUUUUGAUCAAUGGAUUGGAGAGCAAUGCAGAGAUAGUGCUUUGGAGAAAGUAGAAAGUGGAUUGGUUAGGCGACUUGAACUAAUGUCUAGAGAGUUCAAGGUUAGGUUUGGAAACAUGUCCAGUAAUGAUUCUAAUCAGAAAACUGCUCAGAUUAAUCAAAAGAAUUCAGUCAUGAAGAAUGGUGGGCGGGAGGUACUCACUGAUGUUGAAAUUGGUAGUGUAUGUGAUUAUUAUGUGGAAUCAACCGAGAGGUUAGCUGUAAAUAAUAUUCAAAAGAAUAGACUCUUUAUUAAAAAUACUAAUGGAGAAAGUGUUACUGACUCUACUGCAUCAUCUCCCAAUAUGAGUGUUCAGAAAGUUGUCAAUUCGGUUGCAGAUUAUCCACAAGAAGAAUUUGUUGGUUGCAUAAAAGGGUCUGCUAAAGACAACGGUGACGUUGCUACCACAGCCAAAAACUAUACUGGGAAACUCAAUGAAGUGAAUACAUUGAAGAGAAAAUUGACACCUUCGUAUUUCUCGGAAAUUCUUGAUUGGGUGACCAGUGCAGCAAAACAUUGCGAUAGUCCUGAAAUUUUGAAGAUUCCUGAUUUGUCCCAGUGGAAGGAUCAUAGCAUAAAUGACUCGACCCAGAUUUUGUUGAUUAGACAAGUUCUACUGAACAAAAAUCAUUUUAGUUCAAAUUCUGAAGAGUCUGCUCCCCAGAAGAAGCUUAAAAUGCACCCUUCAAUGUAUGAUGAUAACACACCCGAUCAUGUAUCCAUGGAAAAAAUGAGAUGCAGCCAAAGAGUUUUUUCCUUGACCAAUCCUCUUUCUUGUCCCUGCAACUACUCAUCCUCUCCUACUGAUAACAACAUUGUUAGUCCUCAAAAAAGAGAAACAGAAUCUGCCAAAAAUGUUUCACGGGAAGAACCAACAAGCCCUCUGAAAGUUCCUGUUGGCCCUCUCCACCAAGCCGAAGUCCCAGAAUGGACUGGUUUGAUUUCCGAGAGCAAUUCCAAGUGGCUAGGCACACAUAUGUGGCCUCCUGAAGAAACAAAAGCCUUCAAUGAAUCGGAUCGUAUUGGAAGGGGAAGAGAAGGAAGAUGUGAUUGCCAGUUUCCUUCAUCUGUUCAAUGUAUAAGGUUUCACACUGCAGAGAAAAGAUACAAACUGAAACUUGAGCUCGGCCGGCUAUUCUACCAAUGGAGAUUUGACCGCAUGGGGGAGGAAGUUUCCCUUUCAUGGACUGAAGAAGAGGAAGAGAAAUUCAAAGUUUUGAUGAGAUUAAACGCAACAACUCCAAAUAAAUUCUGGAAUAGUGCUGCAAAAAAAAUUCCAUUAAAGACAAAGAGCAUGCUGGUUAGCUACUACUUUAAUGUUUUCCUUGUCAAGCGCCGGAGUUAUCAGAAUCGUGUAACUCCAAAAGAUAUCGACAGUGAUGAUGAUGAAAAAGAGUUUGGAUCGGUAGGCUGCCGUUUUGGUUAUGAAGCAAUUUAUGUUCCAGGGUCCAGGCCACUUUUAUGCACAGAGAAUAAGGCGUGCACCAAUCUGGAAUAGUAUGUUACAGACCUUUGCUUUCAUUUUCUAUGAGAAAGUAGUAUGUUACAGUUUUGUCAGCUCCCUGUUUUUGAGGAAAGAAAACACUCGUAGCUCUUUCUUGUUAUGAGUUAUCAGGAAUUGUAAGUUGAUAGUAGAGGUAGUGGUCUACUUUCGUAUUUGAUCUUUGAAUAGGAAAAACGUAACCUUCUAAUUUAGGUUCUUGAUAUAGGACGUUCAUUUCAUAACAUUAUCAAUGAAAUAUAACAUAAUGCAAGUUAACA